AUGAUAGUUCUUGGUUGGAUGCUUUUUGUUGGCUUUGCAUGUUACAUGGGCACGUUUCCGGAGUUCAUGCCUCCAACUCUGAGGUGGAAAGAGAGGUGGCCUGUUAAGGAGAGCAAGGCACGACGGGGCAGCCAGGCUUUGGAUGAAGAUCUACAACUGAACUAUGUGGAAGGGGUAUAAGUAUCCCCCAGGAGGGACCCCGGUGGAAAUAAGCAAAGAUGAUCCUGGUGAAGUAAUGCAGCUCUGAAGCUCACCUGACCAGCCCGUACAGCUCCUGUUGUUCGUUUCGCAUAAAGUAAUUGCACAUUA
This is a messenger RNA of Artibeus jamaicensis (Jamaican fruit-eating bat), 309 nucleotides long. RefSeq names its product mitochondrial sheath formation associated (gene MISFA). The record is from RefSeq and is a predicted model, not a curated record. Lineage: Eukaryota; Metazoa; Chordata; Mammalia; Chiroptera; Phyllostomidae. The transcript is spliced from 4 exons. The coding region runs from base 1 to 180 and encodes 59 amino acids.